AUGGCCUCUCUGAGGACCAGGACAUCUGACAACGAGAGCGCCUUUUCUGCCAGGGCAGGCCACGGAGGAGAUUUUGGGUUGACCGAGGAACUUCACCAUCGACUUUCUUGUCUACCGCCUGCAGACACCGGAAAACAUGCCUACCUGUUCCUGUUGGCAUGCUUUGUGCUCUCGGCGCUGGUCUGGAGCUAUGGCUUCUGCUUCGGUAUCCUGAGCGACUACUAUGCACGGACUGAGCCCUUUAAGGGGUCAUCGGCCAUCGCCAACAUCGGCACCUGCUGCUCAGGACUCAUGUACCUGGGUGGCCUUCCGGCUCUGCUCCUGAACCGCAUGUAUCCGCGGUGGGCCAGGUACUCACCCUUGAUCGGCCUGCUCAUCCUCUGCGGCGGCCUCUGUGUGAGCGCCUGGGCGACCAACGUCACACAGCUCAUCAUCACCCAGGGCGUCGUCUAUGGCGUUGGCGGCGCCAUCGCGUACACACCGUGCACCAUGUACAUUGACGAAUGGUUCGUCAAGCGCAAGGGCCUGGCGUACGGCAUCAUGUGGUCCGGGACGAGUCUGGCCGGCGUGGUGCUCCCGCUCAUCCUCGAGCGCCUGCUCGAGUCGUACGGCUACCAGACGACCAUCAUCAUCUGGGCAGUGGUGCUUUUCGGCAUCACCGCGCCCCUGGCAUGGUACAUCAAACCACGCAUUCCGCCGCUGCCCGUGCGCUCGCUGCGCUCCUUCAACCUGCGCUUCUCCGUCUCGCGUCGCUUCAUCCUAUACCAGGUUUCCAACACCAUCGAGGCCAUCGGGUUUUACAUCCCGGGCAUCUACGUGCCUAUCUUUGCCGGCGACGUUCUUGGCGCCUCCGAGUUUGCCUCCUCCGUCUGCAUCCUCAUCUUCAACACGUCCGCCGUGGUCGGCUGCGUCGCCAUAGGGUGGCUGAUCGACCGCUUCCACGUCACGACGUGCGUCAUGGUCUCGACCAUUGGGGCCACCCUGGGCACCUUUCUCCUGUGGGGGUGCGCCCAGAACAUGGUCAUGGUCUACCUCUACUGCGUGAGCUACGGCCUGUCCGCGGGCAGCUACAGCACCACUUGGACGGGUGUCAUGCGUGAGGUGAGCGGCAAGGACAUGCUGUCCGCCCCGAGCACGAGCUCCAGCGACCCUGAGAGCCCCAUCUCGCCCAUCGGGGCCGACGUGGGGGCAGAGGGCUACGGCGAGGGCGUAGACCCCGUUAUGGUCUUCGUCCUGCUCGCUGCUGGGAGGGGCAUCGGCAACGUGGUCUCGGGCCCCAUGAGCCAGGCCAUGUACCACGCCAUGCCGUGGAAGGGGGAGGCCAGCCUGGCGUACGGGAGCGGAUUCGGCAGCCUGAUCGUCUUUACGGGCAUCACUGCGCUGGGAUCUGGAAUAUGCUUCCUGGGCAGGCGGGUUGGGUGGUGUUAG
Cryphonectria parasitica EP155 is the source of this 1428-nucleotide messenger RNA. Its product is annotated as MFS general substrate transporter. NCBI's taxonomy places the organism in Eukaryota, Fungi, Ascomycota, Sordariomycetes, Diaporthales, Cryphonectriaceae. The coding region runs from base 1 to 1428 and encodes 475 amino acids. The transcript has 2 exons. Gene Ontology annotation, molecular function: transmembrane transporter activity. The record is from RefSeq and is a predicted model, not a curated record. Gene Ontology annotation, biological process: transmembrane transport. Gene Ontology annotation, cellular component: fungal-type vacuole membrane.